CUCCCCGCUCCCGCCUCCGCAGCUUUCUACAGCGCAGGGGCCCGACUCAGUUCUGUUGUGGGGGCCGCGCGGGCCUUCUGUGUCUGGGAUGGCAAGCCGCGGUGGCGCCACAGGCGGAGCCAGGCCGCGUCGUGGGGGCGAGGCGGGCAGGGAGGGCCACGAGACGGUCAUGUGGAAGGCCACGUUCAUCGAGGUGGGCGACGCCGAGCCUAAGGGAUCGCUCAGUCCCCGGCCCUCCAGCGAGCCCUGCAGCGAGUCGUCGUCCUACCGCGUCGCGUUCUUCGACGCCGACCGCAUGCGCGCUGCCGCGCUCUCGAGGCGCAUGGGCGAGGCCUGGGCCUCGAACAGCCGGGAAACGAUGCGGAAGCUCCUGUCCGCCGACCCGAGUAUCGAUUCCGUGGGCGAGACCCAGGGAGAAGAAGAAGACAGUCCAGUACGUCAGUGCAGUACGUCCAGUACGUGCGAAGCUGUCCAGUACGUCAGCGAAGCAUGCAGUGGCUCGACUGCGGUCGGCUUGAGCAGUCUUUCGGAUAGCGGCAGUUCUGACUCGGCUUCUGCUUGCGAGACCAGGUCCACGGCGACGCCACGUUACGACCUCGCCACGGUUCCCGCGAGACAGCGUCGUGGGGGCGAGGCGGGCAGGGAGGGCCACGAGAAGGUCAUGUGGAAGGCCACGUUCAUCGAGGUGGGCGACGACGAGCCUAAGGGAUCGCUCAGUCCUCGGCCCUCCAGCGAGCCCUGCAGCGAGUCGUCUUCCUACCGCGUCGCGUUCUUCGACGCCGACCGCAUGCGCGCUGCCGCGCUGUCGAGGCGCAUGGAAGAGGCCUGGGCCUCGAACAGCCGGGAGACGAUGAGGAACAGCCUGGAAAAGCGUCGCAUGUCUGCAGCCGCGGAUACCAUCCACCUCCUGCCUGAGCAGCUGAGCAGCGUGGUGCAGAUCAAGGCCGAGAGCCUCGCCGACAGUGUGAAGCUCGACCUGUCGUUGGUGCAGAAGGCCAUUCGCCGCAGCGGCGGGGACGGCGACGUUGUCGAUGUGGCCGUGGAUCAGCUGGACAAGAUCCCGGAGAUCAUCAGGAGCUCCUUCGACUCGAAGAUAUUGGAAGCGAACGUGGCGAUACGGAUGAAGCUGAGCGCCAUCAUGCAGACGUUAAAGAGCCUUUCCCCUGAGAGUCAAGAAGUGCAGCUGUGGAGCAUUCCAGAAGAGCUCGAGCAGAUCACCGGGGAGGCGGUUGAUCAGGCCGUGCAGGAGUCCAAGCGGAAGGCGGCCAGUUGUUGCGACCACGUCUUGCGGAGCUUGCCAGAGGACGCGGGGUUCAGCCGCCGGGCGCUGAAAGAAGCCAAGUCUCAGAUCGUGGAGUCGGUGCCCGAGAUGUACUCGCAGACGAUGCGGGCCUUGAGGAGCACGACUAACGCGAACGUCAGGCACGCUGUUGCUUGCAUGGACGACCUCAAGCAAGUGCCUGUCACGAACCACUUGGUCGCUGACGUGCUUCUGAGGGCGAAGAUGAGUACCCUGCCGCAGACGGACGGCGCGUCCUUGAUCAGCCCAGCCAGUACUCCGCCAGCAGCAUGCUACUGCGUGAAAGACGGCGGCGCCGACGGCGCUUCGACGAACCACCACAGUCAGGUUCAGGCCAGCCUCGCCCCCCACGCCGAGUGCACCCACCAUUCCAAUCCUGGGAGCCUGGGACACCCCGAGAUGUGCGUCCGGCCGUGCCUGUACUUCGCGCGGGGCCAGUGCACGAGCGGCGACGGGUGCAGAUUCUGCCACUGCCCGCACCCGGCUCGACCCGUGCACCUCGGGAGGUCGCACAGGAGAGCCAUGGAGGCGACGACAAUGGCCGAGUGCUUCGGCAUCCUGCUGCCCGUCCUCGAGAGGAAAAUGCUGGCGCUGCGCUUGUCCACAGGCACUCUCCAGUUGCUGGCUGACCAGCAGUGCGCCGGGCCUUGUGCGGCCCCCGUCGACGCUGGCAGCCGGGCCAAGCCUCGGGAGCUGCGAACUUUGGGGAAGGCUUUUGGGGCCCUGUCCAUGCGGUCGCUGCUGGUGGUGCUGCAGAAGAAGGUAGGGGCGCAGAACUCGCGCGAGAAGGUCUUGCUGGACGCGCUGAUGCUGGAGGUGCGCGAGGCGGGCUUUCUCGUCGACCUCGGGGAGGAGGUCCAGGAGGACGCUUGAGUCCGGCUAGCUCCUCCAGAUUCUUUUCCUCCUGCUCCCAGCAGCGCUGGGUGAGGCGGCCCCAGCAGGCCCGGAACUGAGCGUAGCCCCGCAGCAGUGAGAUAUCGCUGGCCUCCUGUCACUGCGGCCAGGUUGCGUUCGCGCCGCGUCACUUUUGUUUCAACGUCGCAGGGCUGUCGAGCUCUCGCUCCUGUCCUGAUUGCGACACCCUGACUGCUUCGGUCUUCAACCACGCGUGGCUGACAGCAAUUUGUCUCCAACCUCAGCGCCUGCGCGGCCGCCGCGGCGGUCAGUCGAUCGAUCGAUCGAUCAAUCAGUCGAACAUUCGACCAUGGAACCUAGCUCGAGCGAAUACAAGCUAGCUGCUACUGAUUUUUCAAAGGCCGCGCAGGUGAAGUGAACUCUCGGCUCUGCUACAUUCGAGUCAGACUUUUUUAUGAUUCGAGUCGCUAACUUUAUCAACAUAUUCUGGCGGCUGAUCCUUCGGUCAGGCUCCAUGCGUUCCGUGCAUCAGUCGCUGACUGCCCAAGGGCAGAGACAUGCACAGUACUCAGACGUUUGAUCUUGCGGUCAGGCCCAAUCCCUGCAUUUCGGAACAAGCGUUCCGCGUGGCUGUCGCUGACUGCCAAAAGGCAGAGACAUGGGACAUCGCAUAGGGUAUUGUCAAUUUUUGGACACGCUUGUGUCCUGAAACGCCGAGCGAAAGUGCAGCAGCGCGAAUGGACUGUAUUUUCUCCCAGCUGUUGGGGAAAUCGCAAACAG
Molecule: messenger RNA, 2935 nt
Organism: Prorocentrum cordatum
Lineage: Eukaryota; Dinophyceae; Prorocentrales; Prorocentraceae
Source: the annotation of a GenBank genome assembly